AUGCAUGCUGGGAGGACACUUCAGUGCACCACAUGUGGAAAGGUGUUUAGGCAUGCAAGAUAUUUAAGGAGCCACCAGAGGGUUCAUUCUGGUGAAAAGACUUACCCUUGUAAAACAUGUGGAAAAUCUUUUCCCAAAAAGUCUAGUCUUCAGGCACACCUGAAGAUUCAUACAGGAGAAAAGCCUUUCCCAUGUACAGCAUGUGGAAAGAAUUUUCUACGAAAAGCUAAUCUUCAGAAACACCUGAUCAUUCAUACCGGAGAAAAUCCUCUUCCAUGUACAACAUGUGGGAAGGCUUUCAAACAAAAAUGUGAGCUCCAAAAACACCACAGAAUUCAUUCGGGAGAAAAGCCUUUCUCGUGUACAACAUGUGGAAAAUCUUUCAGGCGAAAUGAUGGUCUUAAGGCACACCUGAUAAUUCAUACUGGUAAAAAGCCAUUUCUUUGUAUAACAUGUGGAAAGUACUUCAAAGAGAGAGGUACUUUAAAGAAACACCAGAUGAUUCAUACAGGUCAAAAGCCUUUCCCAUGUACCACAUGUGGAAAAGCUUUUAGAGAGUUGAGUAUUUUAAGGAGACACCAGAUGAUCCACACUGGUGAAAAGCCUUUCCAAUGUCCAACAUGUGGAAAGGCCUUUACACAGGCAAGUACUUUAAAAAAUCACCAGAGGACCCACACUGGAGAAAGGCCUCACCAAUUCGGCUUGCUCAUUUGCGGGAGCUUUCAGUCUGUGCGCAUUCGCCUACAGUGA
Molecule: messenger RNA, 750 nt
Organism: Engraulis encrasicolus (European anchovy)
Lineage: Eukaryota; Metazoa; Chordata; Actinopteri; Clupeiformes; Engraulidae
Product: gastrula zinc finger protein XlCGF8.2DB-like
Exons: 2
Coding region: 1-750 (249 amino acids)
Biological process (GO): regulation of transcription by RNA polymerase II
Molecular function (GO): DNA-binding transcription factor activity, RNA polymerase II-specific; RNA polymerase II cis-regulatory region sequence-specific DNA binding
Source: RefSeq, a predicted model, not a curated record